Puccinia triticina is the source of this 969-nucleotide messenger RNA. RefSeq lists its product as uncharacterized. The transcript is spliced from 6 exons. The coding region runs from base 1 to 969 and encodes 322 amino acids. The record is from RefSeq and is a predicted model, not a curated record. NCBI's taxonomy places the organism in Eukaryota, Fungi, Basidiomycota, Pucciniomycetes, Pucciniales, Pucciniaceae.
AUGUCUGGCGAAUCCGCCAAACUGGACUGGUCCGGCAGGGCCAACCUUUUUGUAUCUCCCCAGCUUUCCCCCCAUCUGCCACCGACAAUCAACCCUUCAAUCCAACAAUUGCCACCCUUACAACUUGAAUUUCCGACGUUGCAAUACCAAGCUGGCCCAUUUCCUGCCGCUACUGGCACCGGUUUGGGUUCCCCAAGCGGAUUAGGUCCCAGAACCAAUCACCGCACCCCUGAUGCGGGCCCGAAUGGGUUUGGUCCCCCCAGCACUGGCUACGGCCCGCGGGGUUUUGACACCGAGCAAAACUCCGAAUUUUCUAGCCAAACAGGAGGUGCGGGCUAUGAUACCGGCAGCGUGGUCGGCUCUGAGAACCCUGAAGAUGUAGAAGACAAACCUCUGCAGGAGCUCCCAAUCCUUGGAGUCGAGCACUUGGGAAGCAUGGUGGAGUACCUAGCCCACUGUCAUAUAGCAAUCAACGACUACCACACGCAAUUACAAUUAGAACACAACAAGAUAACCCACUGGACAUAUUUUCGCCGCGCCCAUCCGGAUAAACUCCUACUUCUGAGAUUCGCCGACGGGCCAGCACACCAGUUGUGUGACGGGCUCCCCCGUUUCAUAGAAAAUCUUAGAAGAAACCGGCGAGAAAUUGAAAAUAAAACCAUUGUCUUCUGUCAUGGCGCCGCCAUCAUCAUCCGUCAUGGUGCCGCCAUUGUCAUCCGUCAUGGUGCCGCCUUCCAGCGGGGCUUUGUCGACAAAGAAGUCCCAAAUAAGCUCCACCUUGUGCUCCUUCAAGGGAACCCCAGCAUGCCCCUUGCCCGCGACCUGCUCCAACCCCUCGUCCUCUUCGCCCUCCUCCAGGCCCUCCUCUGCAUCCCCCACCAGGCCAAGCAGCGGAAAGAGUCCAACAACGUCGGCUCGGUCCAGCGUCUGUCCCAGCGCCGCUCGCCGCACAUGGAUCGAUGUAAAUAA